This is a messenger RNA of Leptidea sinapis, 1701 nucleotides long. Its product is annotated as delta(24)-sterol reductase-like. Gene Ontology annotation, molecular function: FAD binding; Delta24(24-1) sterol reductase activity. NCBI's taxonomy places the organism in Eukaryota, Metazoa, Arthropoda, Insecta, Lepidoptera, Pieridae. The record is from RefSeq and is a predicted model, not a curated record. The coding region runs from base 35 to 1582 and encodes 515 amino acids. Gene Ontology annotation, cellular component: membrane; cytoplasm. Gene Ontology annotation, biological process: steroid metabolic process. The transcript is spliced from 11 exons.
GCUGUAUUCCGGGAGACACGUCGAACUUAAGAUCAUGACGGCCAUUGAACCGGAGACUCUACUAGAGUACCUCAUCAUCGAAUACCGGUGGCUGCUGGUGAUAACUACAUUGAUGCCCCUCUCGUUCCUCUGGAAGAUCUGGUCCUUCAUCAGGAAUUACGUCGUCUUCAAGCUGAACAGCGCCCCGCGAGCUCAUGAUCGAAAAGUGAAAGAAGUUCAAACACAGGUAAAAUUAUGGCUGAGUGGCGACCGGAGUACUAAACUGUGUACAGCUAGGCCGGCCUGGCAGACCAUGUCGUUCAGACGAGGGCUCUACAAGAACACGUUUACGAAUAUCCACAUCAAUCUGGUUGAUAUUCUUGAAGUCGACAUUCAUAAUAUGACGGUACGCUGUGAACCUCUAGUAACAAUGGCUCAGGUGUCUAAAACUUUGGAGCCCCUGGGUUUAGCCCUUGCUGUUGUACCAGAACUGGACCAACUAACAGUUGGAGGCUUAGUGAUGGGAACUGGUGUGGAAACUUCAUCACAUGUGCAUGGACUGUUCCAGCAUACAUGCCUGAAGUACGAACUGGUGUUAGCUGAUGGUUCUGUGGUCACUUGUAGUCAGGACCAGAAUCCGGAUCUGUACUAUGCUGUACCCUGGUCGUACGGGACAUUAGGAUUUUUAACAUCUGUUACUAUUAAAAUCGUCCCAGCUAAGAAGUUCGUCCGUUUGCAGUAUCACCCGCACACGAAUCUGCAAGAACUGUCGAAACAAUUCAGAGAAGAAUCUGAGAAAGUGAAACCACACCAGUUUAUAGAGGCCUUGUUGUUCAGCAAGGAUAGUGGUGUGAUCAUGACCGGUGAUUUGGUUGAUGAGAUCGGUGAUGACGGGAAGUACAAUCCCAUCGGAAAAUGGUACUCAAAAUGGUUUUUUACUCAAGUGAAGCGGCACUUAGAUUGCUAUAGACAAGGAGAGAAGUUAACCCCUGUAGAAUAUAUACCUCUUCGAGAUUACUACCACAGACACACUAGAAGCUUCUUCUGGGAGUUGCAGGAUAUUAUUCCCUUUGGUAACAACCCAUUAUUCCGGCUUCUGUUCGGUUGGCUGAUGCCUCCAGAGGUUUCACUCUUGAAACUUACCCAGCCAGAAGCAGUCACCAAGCUAUACAACAAAGCCCAUGUCAUUCAAGAUAUGCUGGUGCCAAUUAAGGCCCUGGAAAGUGCUGUACAGCUGUUCCAUAAGGAGUUUGAGGUUUACCCAAUUUGGUUAUGUCCCUUCAAAGUGUUCAAUGUACCCGGGCAGCUGAAGAUUCAUUCUGGUGACUGGCAAAUGUUUGUUGAUAUUGGAGUGUACGGCGUCCCGAAGGCUCAAGGAUUUGAAACGGUGUCAUCAACAAGGCGCAUAGAACACUUCGUAACGGAGCAGAAAGGUUUUCAAAUGUUGUACGCAGACACGUUCACAACUCGAGAAGAGUUCAGGAGAAUGUUUGACCACACACUUUACGACAAGCUGAGAGAUAGCCUCCCUUACUGCAAGGAAGCGUUUCCAGAAAUAUACGGAAAAGUGUGCUUAGUUCAAUUCCUGGUGUGGCAUAUUUAAUACUGCUCCGAAUGUACAAUGUACAGUCUGUUAAGAUGUGAUAAGGUAAGAUACCAUACAAACCUCAUAUUGUUGUAAUACUUCGGUUGUAGUGACGAUCAAAUGAAUAAAUAUACCUC